This is a messenger RNA of Dipodomys spectabilis (banner-tailed kangaroo rat), 2945 nucleotides long. RefSeq names its product zinc finger CCHC-type containing 3 (gene Zcchc3). Gene Ontology annotation, cellular component: cytoplasm. The record is from RefSeq and is a predicted model, not a curated record. NCBI's taxonomy places the organism in Eukaryota, Metazoa, Chordata, Mammalia, Rodentia, Heteromyidae. The transcript has a single exon. Gene Ontology annotation, molecular function: zinc ion binding; double-stranded DNA binding; RNA binding. Bases 202 to 1386 code for a protein of 394 amino acids. Gene Ontology annotation, biological process: detection of virus; defense response to virus; activation of innate immune response.
CAAUGUACGCCGCAGGAGAGCUGUGCCGCGGGGGGCACGGAGGGAGCGCGGCGUCGGGUUUCUGCGACUCCCACCCGCACGCACGCACGUACGCACGUUCCCCCCCUAGACCCCCCACGACCCCGGCGGGGGCGCGCGCGCGCGCGCGAUGGGCGCACUUUGGCAGCGAGCGCGAGUGAAGGAUGAUGGGAAAGAGAUAAAAUGGCCACCGGCAGCGGCAUGGAGGAGGACAGGAAGCGCAGCCGUCCCCAGCUCCUGCCUCUCACGCGUCCUGCAGCCCGGAGCGAAGACGCCGAGGGCACCCGCGAAAAGAUGGGCUGGGCCCAGGUAGUAAAGAACCUAGCGGAGAAGAAGGGCGACUUCCGCGAGCCAAGGCGGCGGGAGGAGGACGGCGGCGGCGGCGUGGGCAGCGGCCUCGGCGUCCCGGCCGGCCUAGCGGCGGCGGGCCUGAACGACUUUCCCCCGGCUGGCCGCGGGGAACUGAAAGGCCGCCGGAGAGACCCGGCCGGCGAGGCGGCGGACGCGCGUCAGAAGAAGGCCGCGGCCGAGGCGGGCCGCAGGAAGAAGGCGGAGGCCGGGGCGGCCGCAGCCGGGGCCGGCACGUCGGAAGACGCGGCGGAGCGGCCGCUCCUGGAUGAAGGCGCGGCGGGCUCGGGCAAGGGCCGCUUCCUCGUGCGCAUCUGUUUCCAGGGUGACGAGAGCGCCUGCCCGACGCGGGACUUCGUGGUGGGCGCGCUCAUCCUGCGCUCCAUCGGCAUGGAGCCCGACGACAUCUACGCCGUCAUCCAGAUCCCCGGCAGCCGCGAGUUCGACGUGAGCUUCCGAUCUGCGGAGAAGCUGGCCCUGUUCCUCCGCGUGUACGAGGAGAAGCGCGAGCUGGAGGACUGUUGGGACAACUUUGUGGUGCUGGGGCGGAGCAAGUCCAGCUUGAAGACGCUCUUCAUCCUUUUCCGAAACGAGACCGUGGACGUGGAGGACAUCGUGACCUGGCUCAAGCGCCACUGCGACGUGUUGGCCGUACCCGUGAAAGUGACGGACAGGUUUGGGAUCUGGACCGGGGAAUACAAGUGCGAGAUCGAAUUACGCCAAGGGGAGGGAGGCGUGUGCCACCUGCCCGGGGCCUUUUUCCUGGGGGCCGAGAGGGGCUACAGUUGGUACAAGGGGCAGCCCAAGACGUGCUUUAAGUGUGGUUCCCGGACCCACAUGAGCGGCACCUGCACCCAGGACAAGUGUUUCAGGUGCGGGGAAGAGGGGCACCUGAGCCCGUACUGCCGGAAGGGCAUAGUGUGCAACCUCUGUGGCAAGCGAGGACACGCCUUUGCCCAGUGUCCCAAAGCUGUUCACAACUCCGUGGCAGGUCAGCUCACGGGCGUGGCCGGUCACUGAACACCCCGCCGCCUGCUUCUCAGCCAGGGUGAACACACAGCCAGCGUACCCCUCUUUAAGUGCCAAAAGUUUUUUGAGAACCUUUUUUUAAAAAAAAAAACAAAAAUCAAAAAACCGGUUUUGGAAGAGAAAGCUUUUGAAAACUUAACCAGAGACAUUUUGUCUAUUGCCUUCUUCGACCAAGUUUACUCCACUUCAAACCAGUUCUGAAUUGGUGACCCUCACCAGUAAAGGACUGCCCAGCACUGUAGUGAGCAGAUGAUGUUGCCUCUCCCCUUUUUAAAAAACUUUUUUUAAUUUUCGUUUUUAUAUUUGGGGUUUUUGUACUGUUCGGGGUUUGUUUUUUUUUUUGUUGUUUGUUUGUAUUUGUACUUUUCACCCCCAUCCUCAUCCUACCUCACCUUUUCCCUAACUCGUUUUCUUCCCAGAUCUCACCCUGUGAGCCACCUGGUUCAGCUUUCUGCUCCAGUGCCAGGCGCAGGGGCUUACUUCGCACAUGGUAGGCACUCCGUCAGUGUUAGUUGAAUUGAAAGCAUUGUUGGUGUGGCAUCUGUCAAGAGUGUCUACUUUUAGCAGCUCUUCCCUAUCCCCUUUUAAUUUGCUGCUUCCAGUCUACAUGGUCUGAAAAUUUGUGAAGCCGACGUUGUUCGAAGUGUAUAUUAUCUGAAUCAAUAAGCUCUGAGUGGUGGCCAAGGGCCUCUCUUAUGGUCUAAAAGUGCAUGGACCCGGACAGCUCUGGUGACUCAGAAGCCAUUUUUCAAAGAAUUAUGGAAUCUAGAAUUGUUCCUGCUGGAAAAACCCUUUGAAGGCAGUUUACCCCAGUUCCUUGUCUCUUCUCCUCCCCCCCCCCCCCCCAGGUUUUUCCAGCAGAUGAAACGGACCCAGAGAGGUUAAAUCCCUGGGUCAGAGUCUCACAGCUGUCUGGUGCCAGAGCUAGCCCAAAGUAGAGUCCCCGGACCUGAAACCGGUGCUCAUCACACUACCUCUCACACUUCACAACAAGUUCCUCAACACUUGCAAGCCCAGGUCUGAGCGCUCCACCAUGGUGCACGCACAGCAGAACUUAGAAAGCACCUAAGGGAACAAAAGUUUGGCGUGGACUUCUAAAUAUUCGGAGAGCUAAGGACCAAGGAACCAACUCCAGGUGCAUUCACUGCUCCCUGAAAUACGGUGUGCCUUGUCCUUUAAGAGGCCAUCCUCUUUCCCAUUCACUGCCACCAGAAAGACGUGGAAGUGCUGCUGAAUAGAGAAACUAACAAAGUCAACUAACAUCCCACCUUAACCUGUACAGCUCAGAACCCUGGGGGGAGCACCACUUACUUCCUGCACAACCUCCACUCCCGGGAGAAGGGUGCUUCACCCCAAAAUCAGGAGCGAACUAUAGGCCAAGCUAGAGGCCUGGGUCAGCUCUGUUACCAAGUUAAAGUAGAAAAGACAGUACACUGCUUUUCUAGUUUUUCUCUAUGUUUUUGCUAUUUCCCUGUGGCUUAGAAUGUAAAAUCACUUGUUUUUUAAAGAAAGUUUUGUUCUGAAUAAAUAUUUAUCUUUUGUAUUGCAAA